UUUUCCUUUAUCAUCAUGUUAAUGAUUUAUGCUAAUUUUCUUAUAUAUUUAUCAUUUAAGAAAAAAUUGCGUCGAAUUAAGGCUGCAAAGGAUCUUUAUAGGAAAAGUGACGAAAGAAUAAUUGGUUAUGAAAAACGCCAAUUAUUAAAAAUGUUGGCAAAUCGAUCUUACCACUCGCCGGAAAUCAGUGAGUCAGAUGAAGAGAAUCCAGAUAAGACGAUCGUAUGCGUCUAUGAUUAUUCUUGGCGAUCACAAGAGUAUGAUGAUGAAGUUCAACACUUCGACCGAAUGCAUCCUGAAGAUGCUCCACAAUGGUCAUAUGUUGAGCAAGAGGAUUUUAUAUAUGAUACGGAAAUCGAUAGUAGAAGUGGUUUCGACAAAGAUAAAGACUAUGGUGAAGAAACGGAAGAGGUGUUAAUCGAUAGUCAAAAAAGUGCAGCCGGUGAUGAUUUAGCUGAAUGAAGUGGAACUAUCGAUUACAUUUAUUUUAAAUUUUUUUU
Molecule: messenger RNA, 500 nt
Organism: Rhizophagus irregularis DAOM 181602=DAOM 197198
Lineage: Eukaryota; Fungi; Glomeromycota; Glomeromycetes; Glomerales; Glomeraceae
Source: RefSeq, a predicted model, not a curated record